Molecule: messenger RNA, 4036 nt
Organism: Cynoglossus semilaevis (tongue sole)
Lineage: Eukaryota; Metazoa; Chordata; Actinopteri; Pleuronectiformes; Cynoglossidae
Gene: frmd3
Product: FERM domain containing 3
Exons: 15
Coding region: 541-2409 (622 amino acids)
Biological process (GO): actomyosin structure organization
Cellular component (GO): cytoskeleton
Molecular function (GO): cytoskeletal protein binding
Source: RefSeq, a predicted model, not a curated record
GAACGUGCAAUUAAUAAACACAAUUAUCCUGUAGACGCCGGAAAAUUAAAUGACUUAUCUUUGUAUGUAGAAUUAUCUCUGUUUAUAUGUAAACAUUGCUGUAAUGAAACACAAAAGAUUUGAUUAUUUUAAAAACUACAGCUGUUCUUUCUGUAAACAUUUGUGUACCCGCUGUAACGACAACAGGUGGUAAGGAGGUUGGACAGAAAGAGAGAGAGAGGGAGAGAAGAGAAGAGAAGAGAGAGAGAGAGAGAGAGAGAGAGAGAGAGAGCCCCUCCUCUCUGCUCCUGUAGCUCCAUCAGUGAUCAGCCAGCAGACGGAUGUAUCCUCUCCGUUUUUGCUUGUUGUUUUAUCCAUCCAUCCUCGCCGUCAACCAUUUAUCUCUCAUCUCUUCAUUUCCAGGGGCGUCACAGGGGUUCACUGGACCUGUAUUCACUGUAAGGCAGUAAAUACAUGUGUGAGUUAGCUUGUGUGUAUACAUGAGCGGCUGGUCUGCCCGUGGAUCCGCUGACAUGAGGGGCUGAAACUAGACGGAGAAGGAUGAAAAUGCUUCGGUUCCGCAGAGCCAGCAUCCAGUCCAUGGACGAGGAGACCCUGUGCACGAUUCGGUUACUGGACGACUCCGAGAUCUCCUGCAGCAUCCAGAGAGAAACCAAAGGCCAGUUCUUGUUGGAGCAUGUAUGUAACCACUACAACCUCCUGGAGAGAGACUACUUUGGUAUAAGAUAUGUGGACCCCGAGAAACAGAGGCACUGGCUGGAACCCAACAAGCCUGUGGUGAGGCAGAUGAAAUCAGCUCAGCAGCCUUACAUCAUGUGCUUCAGGGUGAAGUUUUAUCCCCAUGAACCAAUUAAAAUCAAAGAGGAGCUAACCAGGUAUCUCCUCUAUCUCCAGCUGAAGAGAGACAUCUACCACGGUCGCCUCCUCUGUCCGUUUGCUGAAGCUGCCUAUUUGGGAGCCUACAUUGUUCAGGCUGAGCUCGGAGACUAUGAUCCAGAGGAGCAUCCAUCAGACUACAUCAAUGACUUCAGGCUGUUCCCUAAACAGUCCCUGAAACUGGAGAGGAAGAUAAUGGAAAUACAUAGGAAUGAGCUCAGGGGACAAAGUGCUGCCAUCGCAGAGUUAAACAUGCUCCAAAGGUCUCACAGCCUGGAAACGUAUGGAGUGGAUCCUCAUCCUUGCAAGGACUUCACUGGCUCCACAGCCUUUCUCGGAUUUACUGCCAUAGGCUUUGUGGUCUUCCAGGGAAACAAGAGGAUCCACCUCCUCAAAUGGGCCGACGUCAGUAAGCUGAAGUUUGAAGGAAAGACAUUUUAUGUCAUUGGAAUUCAAAAGGAGAAGAAACUGCUGUUGACAUUUCACACCCCCACCCCUGCAGCCUGUAAGCACUUAUGGAAGUGCGGGGUGGAGAACAAGACCUUUUACAAAUGCAUGAAGUCCAGUCAGAUAAAGACCGUUUCCAGCAGUAACAUCUUCUUCAAAGGCAGCAGGUUCAGAUACAGUGGGAGAGUUGCUAAGGAAGUGAUUGAAGCCAGUUCUAAGAUUCAGAGAGAACAACCUGAGGUGCGCAGAGCCAUGUUUGGUCAAAGUCGAAGUUUCAACUCACUCAGUCGUAAAAACCUCAUCAUGAACAUGGAACCCCUGGUACCUGCACUGCCUUCUACCAAUGAGUAUGAGGAGAUGGCCACGGACAACGGUGUCAUUGUUGUGAAGGAACCUCUUCCCCUGUCUCCUCUCAAACCUCCAGCCACACCCACAGAAUGUGAGCUACAGAGCAUGGAAGGAGAAAACCCAUCUUUAAGCAACAACCUCCAGCCUCCCCAUGUUUUCAUGGAAACAACAAAUAUUCGAUCUCAGUCACCAAAAACUGAAGAAGAAAUAAAGGAAGAAAAGCAGACCAGUAGUGAAGUUACUAUUUCUGAGAUGACCUACAGCCCCUGUGCCAGCAUGCUGCCCACACCAGUGGAUGACAGUCAGGGAGGAGUGGAUUCCAUUUUCUCCUCUCACGUCCAGAGCCCUGCCCGGCUGCUAAGGGAGCUUCACGCUGACCCGGACAUCCAGGCGCAGCUGGAGGCCGAGAGGGAGCGAGAUCAAAUCUAUGAACCAACCAGGUUGGCUGCCAGAAGUCCAGUGGGCAGAGUGCUUAGCCUGCACCUGCUGUCAUCAAAUGACAGGGUCAAUGCGUGUCUUUUGAGCAUGGCCCGUUUCAUUGCUGUGGUCUCGGGGAUCCUGAUUGUCACUGUGCCCAUGCUGCUGCUGCUGCUGGAGUCUGACAUUGACGUGUCAUUCCUACACGAGAUCCGUCAGACACCAGAGUUUGAGCAGUUUCAUUACGAGUACUACUGUCCAUUCCGGCGCUGGGUCCUUUGCAAGGUCAGUAUGGCCAUGGAUAACUUUUGGUCUGACUAACGAGAAAUUGACUGGACGGUGUUGAAAAGCCAGGGUAAGAAGUCAGUGUCUGUGUUAACAUAUAAUUAAAUCCAUCAUUCAGUCUUAAAAAGAAAUACAAGUCCAGCAGCGGUAAAGGAUUAUUUCUAAUUUGAAGGGCUCCACAGAUUUAACAUAAAAUGUUUGUAAUGGAAACAGAGGCCUGAAAUGGAAAUGCUGUCAAGUUAGUUCUCAUAGAAUUAUAAUGAGACAAGAAUUAUUUUCACCUCUGUUGAAUCAGUAACAGUGAGAAGAGAGAUAAGGACAAAGUAAUAUAAUAUCAGAGGAUCCAAUUAAAUAUUAAGAUGGACACAGAUGAUAGCUGAGUGAACAAAAACUGUGGGAUGAGACUGUUUUUUGGGACUAAGACAAAAAAGGCCAUGAUAAAAAGAUUGAGCAAAGUUGUGAUAAUAGAUGGAUAAGAGAAGAAAACUAGGUUGGUUCUGUAUUAGUUAAAGUUGAAUCCAUUUGUUUACUCCUGAUGCUGACGAGGUGACACAGGCACCUCGCGACAAAUAUCGCAGAUCCUUCUGAUAAGACUUCUGAUUGGCUCCAGAGCCUGUCAGUUAUGACGGAGUUUGUGAAAAAAAGAAAUUAAGGAGGAAAACUGAUUUGUCGCUGAACACAACAAUACCUACAGUUUGAAGUUCAUUAUGUACAAAUAUAUAUUUGAAAAAAAGACAAAACAGACUAUUGAUUACUAAAAAAACAAACAAACUUAGAUUUCUUGUUUUUAGAGGUUUUGUACAUUUUUAUGUGAUCAGAUCUUUCAGGAAUUUUUCAGUCAGAAGAUCUACUUUGAAGCUUAUUUUGAAAUUAAGAGUUUACAAAAGAUAAAAAAAAUGAUUGUUUAUUGAAGUAUAUUAAGGUUGAAUAAUUAAAAUUGUUUUUCAAACUAAAGUCAGCCUUUGUUGACAUUGGGGUGGCCUGGGGUUUUUGUUUCCCAACAGAGGCUACUGUAUAGCACAAAGCUUUUACACAGACCACAGACUCUAACUGUUUCAGAUUAAAGUGAUGUCAAAUCAGAAAUAAAAGGGAGGCUUGAGAGAACUUUUAUCGUUUUGUGAUGAUGAUACAUUUGUUUAUCUCCUUAAUGUCUUUAGAUUUAAAAAAAAAUUACUUUCAUCAUCCUGUGUCAGAAAUAUGUUUAGAAAUGCGUAGAGAAAUAUAAAGAGAGAAACAGGUUUGUUAUAGAGGUAUGAUGGAGUCACUGUUUGUUGCUUAAUAUCAUAGUGUUGAGGUCUGGGUUAUUAAUUUGUUAAAAGUCAACGGGGUAAUAUUUAAAUGGAGGCUGUGUUUAUGUUUGAAUAGUACAGGUGGUUCAAUGAACGAGUAGCAGAACAGGUGUAAACUGUACAUUUCUGGCUGUUCUGGUGUUGAAUUCAUAAAAGCUAAUCUACAUCCUUCUAGUCACUACAUUAUGUUAGUCUAUGGUAUGGUAUUCAUUGGUCCUUCACUGUUGAUACUCACAUUACUGCAGGUAUUUUCAUAACAUUAGUAAACCAAGGCAGUUUCGUUUUAAAGUAAGCAGAUGAUAAGACAAAGUUCAGUACAGUGUAGGGGAAAAAACUUAAUGUCCUGUCCUAACCAAACAGUUUUUGUUUUUUAA